AGAUAGCGAUAGUAACGCCUCAAACUGCAUUUGAAUUACAAAUGGCUGUGGAUGCUGUUCAAAAUGUGGAAAAUUAUAUUCGGGAUAUAGCUAAAGACAGGAAAUGCCGAUUUAGUGAAAACUUCUUAGAUUUUGACAAUUUACGCUCUGGUCGUGUCACAGCAAGCCAAUUUUUCAGAAUCCUACGGAAUCUCAUUGGUGUCCCGCUUGAAAAACCUCAAGAAGAUUUAAUUCUUAGAAAAUAUGGAAUUAAUGGAAACAAAGAUAUAAACUGGAGGGAGUUUGUUCGCGCAGUGGAGGGGAAAUUUGAUGAAAACGAUUUCUCGUUACCACCAGAGUUGAAGGUCCUUCAUACAAUAGAAUCACCAAACGUAGGCACGAAGUCGUAUCAUCAGUUACCAGGAGAUGAGAACUUUGAUUAUAUACGACCGUUAUUAUCAAGAAUUAAUCAAUUUAUUGAACAGCAGGGCUACAUAAUACGGGAGUGUUACAGACAGUAUGAUACUCACAACAUGGGGAUAGUAACAGAAAGCCAGGUCUGUGGACGCAUACCGUAUUAUGAAGUAAUUUACAGUUUUUCAGGGGAUUUCCAGGACCAAAAGAUAUUAGUGAUGAGGAAAUUAUGGCGCUUGUUCAGCGUUACAGAUCACUAACUAGCCCCGGAUUUGUGGAUUAUAUGGCUUUUGAAAGAGACCUCAGAAUGGUUAACUCCAACGAGAAGCUUUCAAUGGAGGGUAUACCACCCACGAAAGAAAAAGAAACCGCGUAUAUCUAUCGAAAGGAAGAAUUGUAUAAUCCAUCGAUGAGUAUGAUUGUUGACCGGAUAAAGUUUGCUGUACACAACCGCGGUAUACGCGUAAUGGAAUUUUUUGUCGACUAUGAUAAACUUAGACACAAUGAAGUGACAGAGCACCAGUUUAUUUGCGCAUUACUAUCCGCCGUUGGCAAAGAAGCUCAACUAAGUCGUGGGGAGGUUCAGAUGCUUGCAAAUUACUAUCGGUCGAAAAGAGACCCGCAAAUGAUUAACUAUCGUGAAUUCUGUAGAGAAAUUGAUUCACCUUUCCAUACACUUGACUUAGAAAAAGAUCCAUUAAAGCGAAUAAGUAUGCCGCCGACGGGUGCACUUUCAAAGGCUUUGUGUGUGCUAAGUCCUGAAGAAGAAGAUCGUGUAUCCAAGCUACUUGAAGAAAUGAAGAGCAAAGUUCGCGAGAAACGUAUUCUGACAUAUCCAUAUUUUCGAGAUUAUGAUUUUGCAACGGGCUUUUCACGAAGUAUCACCUGUACACAGUUUGAAAGAGUUUUACACUUUCUUGGUUUGGAUGUGGGUAAAGAAGACUGUCGAAGAUUAUGUCGAAAAUUCGCUGAUGUAAACAAGACAGGUGUGAAUUAUAGUGCAUUCUGUCAGACAGUGGAUGAGUGGUAUACAGCUGCAGCUCCUGUAGACAUGAAUGCCGAUAAUCCAGGUGAUGUUAAUUUCGAAAAUUCGAAUUCCGAUGAAACGAAAAACAUUCCUAAGAUAGGUGACACACGUUGUGGUAAAAAUGCAGUACGCCGAGAUUGGUACUCGACAGUAAUACCAGUGAUUAAGUCAGCCGGUGAUAAAUGGCCAGUUGAAGUUUUACUGGAUCGUAUUCGACACUUGGUCUUGACAAAUCGCAUACAACUUAAGCCAUGGUUUCAUGAUUUUGAUCAGUUACGCACUGGUUAUGUAACACGGUCACAGUUUGAACGUUGUUUAACAGCUGCAGGGUUAACACGUAUUGGUCUGCAUGACCUUACUCCAGCUCAAGUGGACGUUUUAACCAAUCACUAUGUAUCGUCGUCUGAUCCGAAUAUGGUGAACUGGAUGAAUUUUGUCAAUGAUGUAGACACAGUCUUUACUAUACCAGAGUUAGAAAAACAACCAUUGACACGUGUAUUACCACAGGAAACGUUUAUUCAGCCGAAACCCGGUACAGCUGAUUGGUCAACUGCUACUGACGAGAUGAUAAAGAAUUAUGAAAGUGGUAUGGCGGCUAUAAGACGAAAAGCUAAUGAACGACGCAUGCUACUGCUACCGGAUUUCGCUGCUUUUGAUCCAAUACAUCGUGGUCUAGUGACAACAAAUAAUUUCCGUCAGCUAGUCAGCAUGUUUGGAUUUUCCUUAUCCCCUGGAGAAAUCGAUGCAAUCAUUGCACGCUAUGCAAACGAUGAUGGCUUCAAUUAUUUAAGCUUUUUGAAUCAUCUGUGCCCACCAACUGAAGAAGACAAUGAGUACAAAUAUCCAAAGCGUUUAGAACGCUUACAGAAAACAAAUAUGCUGGGUAAAAUCCGAGUGGAAAUGGAACCAGUACUGAGGGAUGCUGAAGGUGUUAUGGAUAAGCUUAAAGCAGAAGUAUAUCGUAGACGUCUUAGACUUUCUGACUGGUUCCGUGAUCAUGACAAACUGAAUCAUGGAUAUCUACCAAGAAUAACUUUCCGACGAUGUCUUGGCGUUCUAAAUUUACAAAUCGGAGAAACAAAUUUAAGUGUUCUCGAAGACAGAUAUAAAGGUCCGCUGCCUGAGACAAUAGAUUGGAGGGCGUUUGUUGCCGAUAUUGAGACUAUAUUCCAGACACCGAAUUUAGAAAAAGAUCCUUUAAUAGAACCUGGUGUAUACAGGCCGGAUUCACCAGUGGCUCAGAAUUAUUUAACAGCUGAAUUAGCUAAAACCGCUGCUGAAGCAAUUGUUAAGAUUCAAGCCAGGGUGAGAGAACGUAGAUUACAGCUUGCCACAUUGUUCGGUGAUUUUGAUCAAACGCAUCGUAUGACGGUCAGUCAGAGUCAAUUUCGUCGUGUACUAAUGACACUGGGUCUUGGUGACCUGCUAACAGAAAGAGAAUGGACUGCACUUUACUGCAAAUAUCGUCAUCAGUUAGGCGUAACUGACAAUAUCAAUUAUCUGGCCUUUGCUGAUGAUGUCUACAGAGGCGCUGGUAUCGAACCACGCAUACCAUAGUUGUAUCAUGCAACCAUAAAUUAUGGUACGAAGUAUCAGUAUAGGUGCGUCAUGUCAAGGAAAAAACCAGUUGUUGUCUUUUUAAAGAGAAGCAAGGCCGUUUUUAUCACCAGUAUCCUUAUUUGUAGUAAAAAACAAAAACAAAAAGUGCUCAGUGAUUGUAUCUCUUGACAGAACAGUACAAUGAUGCAAUGAGCAUAACAUACUAGAAAUAAAGAAGUAUUUCUGUUACACAGUCUUUUCUUUUUCAAUCAAUUACGAUAAAAAU
Trichobilharzia szidati is the source of this 3245-nucleotide messenger RNA. The record is from the annotation of a GenBank genome assembly. Lineage: Eukaryota; Metazoa; Platyhelminthes; Trematoda; Strigeidida; Schistosomatidae.